ACAGAUAUAUUCAGCUGUGCCUCACUUACGCGCUCACUUUAAACUCAAUCCUUAGCCGCCUGGGCAGAGAGAGGCGACGCUCCGCUGGCCGCUUCCCGCACACCUCCUACUUGUCACCUGCCACCACAACACAGUGUAGCGCCGUGCACCCGCAGUUCACAGGAGCAACAUGACCUUCGAUCUGACGUCGCUGCGGAACGCGGGUGUCAGACUCGUGACGGCGGGAAUAUUGCCUCUGCUGCGUCUUCUGGUGACGGUCGUCUUUCCCCUUGCCCCACUCCGCGAUUACCCGCCCCCUGCCCAUCUCUAUGCCCAGUAUGACUUCAUCGUGGUGGGCGGCGGGUCAGCCGGCAGCGUGAUGGCGGCGCGGCUCUCGGAGGUACCGACGUGGCGGGUGCUGCUGGUGGAGGCUGGACCGCCGCCUCCUCCUGAAUCCUUCAUCCCCGGCAUGUUUGGUGUGCACAUCUUUAAAGGACACCCGAACAUGCGAGAGUAUCUGACCGUCCCGCAGCGCAACGCACUUCUCUAUAUCGACAACCAAGAGGCAGUGCUGCUGCAGGGGAGGGUGCUGGGAGGGGGCUCCACAGUGAAUGGAUUGUUGUACAGUCGCGGCAACAGGAGAGACUACGACUCCUGGGAGGCUCUCGGAAACCCCGGGUGGGACUACGCCUCUGUCCUGCCGUACUUCAUCAAGUCUGAAGACUACAUCGGCUCGCCUCCUCCUGAGACUGCAUCGUUCCAUGGCCGCGGCGGACCCCUCGGGGUGACACAGUACCCGCCCACCGCCCUCUCCCAGUACUUCGUGAAGGCCGGGGAGCAGCUCGGCUACCCUCUCGUCGACCCCAUUGGCUUCGAACAACUGGGCUUCCCAGCGAAUGCCACGUUCACCAUCCGAGAAGGGAUGAGGAGCUCCACGGCGGAGGCCUUCCUCUGGCCUGCCUCCGCGCGGCCCAACCUGCACGUGCUGCACUCAGCCACCGUGACGCAGGUUCUGUUUGACGACACGAGACGCGCGACUGGUGUGGUGCUGGAGUACAACGGAGAGCGGAUCAGAGUGGGGGCGCGUCGCGAGGUGGUGCUGUCGGCAGGGGCUCUGGUCUCCCCUCACCUACUGCUGCUGUCAGGUGUCGGGCCUCGCCAGCACUUGAAGCAACACAAGGUGAAGGUGGUGAGGGAUCUGCCUGGCGUUGGACAAAAUCUGCACGACCACGUGGCUCUCACCGGUCUAAGCUGGAACUUUCCGCGGGGCUCAAGGCCACUUCUGCCUUUUGACUUCGACGACAUCGACCAGUAUGAGCGUGCCAGAGAAGGUGCAUUAGCGCGGCCCGGGAACAUCCACAACGCGUUUAUCAAGGCCAGCCCGAAGGGAGAUCCGCUCUGGCCGGACAUCCAGCUCCUCUUCGUCGGUACCACUCUCGCCAGCGACAUAGUCUUUGCUUCUUCCUUCUACAACUUCGACGUCAGGAAAUUCAAACCUUACUUCCUGGAAAUUCUUGGACGCAAAGGCCUGACCGUCAUACCCAUCCUGCUCCGUCCCAAGAGCCGAGGCGUCCUUAGACUCCGCUCCAACGACCCACGAGAGGCGCCCCUGGUGGACAUCGGCUACCUGCAGCACCCUGACGACGUGGCCACGCUGGUGGAUGGAAUCAAGGUAGCGCUGGCCAUGAAUAACACCUACGCCUUCGCUCACGAUCUGAGGCUCAAGUUUUUCGACAAGCCACUGCCGGAGUGUAGUAAGUUCCCCUACGGCAGCGACGCCUACUGGGCCUGCUACGUGCGUCACUUCGCCACCACCAUGUACCACUACUCCGGCACCUGCAAGAUGGGACCCAGCUCAGACCACCUCUCCGUCGUGGAUGACCAGCUCAGAGUGCGCGGCGUGUCGGGGCUGCGAGUGGUGGACGCCUCUGUCAUGCCCUUCGUGACAUCAGGCAACUGCAACGCGGCCGUCAUCAUGAUCGCGGAGAGGGCGUCUGACAUGAUCAAGCAGGAGUGGACGUGAAGUGUAUGUGUGUGUGUGUGUGUGUGUGUGUGUGUGUGUGUGUGUGUAAUCACGUGCCGGACUCGUGAUUGCUCUCUAUACACACCUUUCCCCUCUCCCCUCUUAAUGAUCUUAUCCAUAGUUAAGGCUGAGGUCUCCAGUACACCACACCCGCAUUUUUUUUCUUUCAAGAACAACAGCAACUCCUUGUUUUAUCAGUGAGAACCUUCGCAACCUUAGCGGGGCACGAAUAGCUGCUCGUCAAGUGACAGUUCAGGACAUUACCAUUCAGCCAGCGAGCCGGAAGUGUGUGUGUGUGUGUGUGUGUGUGUGUGUGUGUGUGUGUGUGUGUGUGGCGCUACUAAUUUAUUCUUAAUAAUAUACAAAUACUUUUAGUACCUGUGUUCAAUAAGUCAACAUGUGAAUAUCUGCUUCCAGUGUAAUAAAAAAUACAUUUCCCAAUGAAAAAGU
Messenger RNA from Scylla paramamosain (green mud crab), 2452 nucleotides. RefSeq names its product glucose dehydrogenase [FAD, quinone]-like. The transcript is spliced from 14 exons. Gene Ontology annotation, molecular function: flavin adenine dinucleotide binding; oxidoreductase activity, acting on CH-OH group of donors. The record is from RefSeq and is a predicted model, not a curated record. Lineage: Eukaryota; Metazoa; Arthropoda; Malacostraca; Decapoda; Portunidae. The coding region runs from base 170 to 2002 and encodes 610 amino acids.